CAUUUAUAAGGAAAAUUUCCUGCCAUAUGGAGCACGGAAUUCAGCAAAUACGAUCGAAGGUUUGCGCUGACAACAAUCACAACACCGUGUCUACCAUAAUAUACCUGAACUGCUGAACAUUAUCAUUUCAACUACCAUUUCGACAUGUCCACGAAAAAGCAUAACGCUAAACAAACUUCCAUUGGGACUAAAAGGAAGCAAAUCGACAUUCCAUCAAAACUUGAAGAUGCUCUUCAAGCUGUUCAAGCCUUGAAAAGCACGAUUGACGAAGAAGCUGAAGUUCUGCAAGAAGAACGAGCGACCUUCGAAGUUAUGAGAAAGAAAUUGGGUAGCGUACAUUUCAAGAAACACGUCAAACUAAACGUUGGUGGACAAAUAUUCAAGACAUCGCUUGAAACACUAGUGAAAGAUCCCGAUUCGAUGUUGGCCGCCAUGUUCUCUGAACGAUUUGAUGUGAAACCUGAUGAAGAAGAUGGCGCAUAUUUUAUUGACAGAGACGGAACUCAUUUUAGAUACAUCUUGAACUAUCUCCGCACUGGAAAACUGAUUUAUCCUAACGAAAACAAGAUACUGGCGAAUGAGCUGUACAUUGAAGCUGAGUUUUAUCAACUCGAUGGAGUUCAAAAAGAAAUUUGGCCGGGAGCAUCAUUUCAAAAUUCUCAUUACAUCAUUAACAGCUUGACCGAGGAGCAAAAAAACGCGUUGUUGUCAUGGCUACCCUUCCAAGAUAUUUUUUUCAACUGGGUACAGAUUUAUAGCUCGUCAGUUAAUGGAUAUGACUCAUCCUAUUUCCAUCAAGAUUGUGAUAAUAAGGGUCCAACAGUCAUCAUUGCAAAAGCUGGCAACAAUAUUUUUGGAGGGUAUGCUGAAGUUUCAUGGAAUUCAAGUUCGUCUUUCGUAAAAGAUGAAAAUGCCUUUCUUUUCACGCUUGCAAACCCAACUGGAGCCCGACCAACAAAACUUCCACAAUCUGAUAACAGCGGUGGAAUUUGGUGCGACCCGUCUUAUGGUCCUGGAUUUGGGUCGGCCAAUGGCACCAAUAUAUGGUUCAUGGAUUGUCCAAACGGGCCAUCCUACUGUAGUGUUAACAACAGCAACACUGCUUUCCAAAUUCCACAAGAUCAACCGUUCACAAAUUUUAUUUAUGGAAGCAAUACAACAGCCUUUGGCACAGACUACAUAGAAGUUUUUUGUUUGAAAAAAACUUAAAUUGUGACAAUUUUUGAACAAGCAUGUUUACAAUUUUGUUCAUAUCACGUAUUGUGAUGAUAAACUUUGGAUGUCGAUUAUCUCCGGCAUAUCUUUCUAGCUUAACGAUAAUGAUAAAAGGCCAUAAAACGCUUUUUUCAGAUCUGAGCGGGUUUUUUUGUCUAAAUUUAUGCACUGUUGCUUUACCUCAUAAAAAUUAGUACAAACUAUUUCAUGAAUUAUGAAGAAACAUGCAUAAAAGAAUCAUGCAUAAAAGGAACGUAUGGCAGAGUACAUGCUGCGUGCCAAAUGAUGACACAGAGAUUUUCAGAGAUAGAUUUUAGAUAUAUGGACUAUUUAAUAUGGUGUGUGUAUUUAAUAUGUGUCCCCGGGGUGUAAGGUACUGAUUUCGUUGGGGAUAUUUACAAUCGAUAUAUGUCAUCAAAAUUAAUUUCAACGCAAAACGCAAGUUGUCCCGAGCAAAAAAAUCGAUUGCUUUCGCGAUGGUUCAUGUUCAGUUCAUUU
This is a messenger RNA of Dendronephthya gigantea, 1713 nucleotides long. RefSeq lists its product as uncharacterized. Gene Ontology annotation, biological process: protein homooligomerization. Gene Ontology annotation, molecular function: protein binding. The record is from RefSeq and is a predicted model, not a curated record. The transcript is spliced from 3 exons. NCBI's taxonomy places the organism in Eukaryota, Metazoa, Cnidaria, Anthozoa, Malacalcyonacea, Nephtheidae. Bases 145 to 1209 code for a protein of 354 amino acids.